CUCACAAAAGUACUCCUGACGUCGUGUACGACGCACGCGAUUUUCAUUCAUACUGGUCUGAAUUUUCCGAACGAGACAAAAUUCCCUCGCAGUUGGAUUCCGUUCUUUUUUUUUAAACAUUUUUCUCUCACCACACGCUUGGUGCUCUUUGUAUGAAUUUUUUAGUGAGAGCUUUUAUGCUACCCCCACUGCUGUGUGUUGUGCCCAUAAUUUGAUAUAGGAGAGACAAUUUUUCACACACGAUAGAAAUAUCCAACAGAUGGUUUAGAAGGAGAAGAAGAAAAAGGUGAAAGUGGGAUUGGUGCAAUUUUCUACAUACAUACAUAGCAUCGAAGAAAUCAAUACUACGUGUUGCAUUGCAUAGAACACUACUUGGCAGUAAAUAGAGUUCCAUUUAUGGUGCAAGCAGGCAGACACUAAAAGUUUGUGCAUUUAGAAAGUCAUUCAGAAGCUCUUCGCUAAGCUGCCUGGUAGUUUUGCUACUCCGCAGUGCGGUCAAGGUUGACGCGAAAAAUCUAAUAAGACUUCUUAAAGAAAAAAAAAUCUCGUUUUGAGAGCUUCUCUUUGCGUUGUGUUGUGGCGACAAUCGCAGCUUUUUGAACGUCACACACUUUGGAGAAUUUCCAGCUCAAUCCGAUCGUCAAAAGCAGAGCUUUUCAUUGUUUGGCGUUGCUGAAGAAGAGAGAAAACGCUCAAUCACGAUGACAGUUACAGUUGCUUCUGAGCCAAUUUGGAAUUUAGAAAGACGUGAAUCAUCGGGGCAUCUCAUAUGGCGUCAGGAUGGCUCAUCGAAAGCCAAAGUACGCUUUCGGUGCGACGUGGAAGUGCUGGAGUAUGUGAAAGAUCCAGCUGAGCAUGAGGAUGAGGAUAGAAAUAAGAAGUUUCACGCUGUUGUUGUUUGUGCAACAUGCGUUGCUGCAUUAGCUGUAACCGUCAUCCUGCCGUGGUUCCUCAUUGGAUCAUCGUGAAUCAUCACAUAAAUCUCCCCAUUUAUAUUACCUACACAUAUUACUAUAUAUAAUAUUAAGGAUCUUACCUUCUGAGGAGAUAUAUAAAACGAAAGAAAGGAAGAAGAAUAAAAAACCCGGGAUUGAGUGAAACAUUCGUGAAAAACAAUGCGUGGUGCGAUUAUUGAGACUGUGAUGUUUUUAAGGACAUUAUGUAAUGAAAUUAGAAUUAUAUAUUAUCUUUUUGUAUAAAAAAAUCAGCUAAAACUUACAAAAAUAUAAACAGAUAAGAAAUAUUGCUAAA
Messenger RNA from Lutzomyia longipalpis, 1251 nucleotides. RefSeq lists its product as uncharacterized. Lineage: Eukaryota; Metazoa; Arthropoda; Insecta; Diptera; Psychodidae. Bases 702 to 968 code for a protein of 88 amino acids. The record is from RefSeq and is a predicted model, not a curated record. The transcript has 3 exons.